UGAGGAAGGAAGCCUGGUGGCUGCGAUGAGCGAUAUAGUGGAGAAGACCCUGACGGCGCUGCCGGGGCUCUUUCUGCAGCACCAGGCGGCCGGCGGUUCCGGGGUGCCCAGGGUGUCCGUCUCCUCUCGGCUGGGCAGCCUUAUCCGCAGCAUCACCGCGCUCACGUCCAAGCACGAGGAAGAGAAAUUAAUUCAGCAGGAAUUGGCUAGUCUGAAGGCAACUGUUGCUGCACCCAAUACCACACUGAGGCUAAUGAAGGAAUGUAUGGUGAGACUUAUAUAUUGUGAAAUGCUUGGAUAUGAAUCUUCCUUUGGCUAUAUACAUGCAAUCAAGUUGGCACAACAAGGAAACCUCUUAGAGAAGAGAGUUGGUUAUUUGGCAGUUUCAUUAUUUCUACAUGAAAACCAUGAACUGUUGCUUCUCCUUGUGAAUACGGUUGUAAAGGACUUGCAGAGCACAAACCUGGUGGAAGUAUGCAUGGCACUUACUAUUGUCAGUCAGAUUUUUCCUCGAGAAAUGAUUCCUGCUGUUCUUCCACUUAUAGAAGACAAGCUACAACAUUCUAAAGAGAUAAUACGAAGAAAAGCUGUUCAGGCAUUGUACAAAUUCCAUCUCAUUGCUCCUAAUCAAGUUCAGCACAUUCAUGUUAAAUUUAGGAAAGCACUUUGUGAUCGGGAUGUUGGGGUCAUGGCUGCUUCUCUGCACAUUUACCUUCGGAUGAUUAAGGAAAAUCCAUCUGCAUAUAAGGACUUGACAGGAAGCUUUGUGACAAUCUUGAAGCAAGUAGUGGGAGGAAAACUCCCAGUAGAUUUCAAUUACCACAGUGUACCAGCACCUUGGCUACAAAUUCAGCUCUUGAGGAUAUUAGGACUUCUAGGAAAAGAUGAUCCAAGGACAAGUGAAUUAACAUAUGAUGUUCUUGAUGAGUCUUUAAGAAGAGCUGAGUUAAGUCACAAUAUCACAUAUGCUAUUCUAUUUGAAUGUGUACAUACCAUUUAUACCAUCUAUCCUAAACCUGAAUUGCUUGAGAAGGCUGCUAGAUGCAUUGGAAAAUUUGUUUUGUCUCCUAAAAUAAAUCUCAAAUAUUUAGGACUAAAGGCUCUUACCUAUGUUAUCCAGCAGGAUCCCAAUCUGGCACUUCAGCACCAGAUGACAAUAAUUGAAUGCUUAGACCAUCCUGAUCCCAUUAUUAAAAGAGAGACAUUGGAACUUCUUUAUAGAAUUACUAAUGCACAGAAUGUAAGUGUUAUUGUCCAGAAAAUGCUUGAAUAUUUGCAGCAGAGCAAAGAAGAGUACAUCAUCAUCAGUUUAGUUGGCAAAAUAGCUGAGCUUGCUGAGAAAUAUGCUCCUGAUAAUGAGUGGUUUAUCCAGACAAUGAAUGCUGUAUUUUCAGUGGGAGGAGAUGUGAUGCAUCCUGAUAUCCCUAACAAUUUUUUGAGACUCCUGGCAGAAGGUUUUGAUGAUGAAAAUGAAGACAAACAGCUAAGACUCUAUGCAGUCCAAUCAUAUCUCAGUUUACUAGAGAUAGAAAAUGCACUUUAUCCACAGAGAUUUCUGCAGGUCAUGAGCUGGGUAUUGGGAGAAUAUUCCUAUCUUUUAGAUAAGGGAACCCCAGAGAUCAUUAUAACAAAGCUCUACAGGUUGCUUAUGAAUAAAUCCACCACUUCAGAAACAAAAGCCUGGAUUAUGGCUGCAGUGACUAAAUUGACAUCCCAGACACACUCUUCUAAAACUGUUGAGAAACUAAUUCAGGAAUUCAGUGUAUCCCUGGACACUUGUAUGAGACAACAUGCUUUUGAAUUAAAACACUUGCAGGAGAAUGUGGAACUUAUGAAGAGCUUACUUCCAGUUGAUAAAAGUUGUGAAGACUUAGUGGUAGAUGCUUCUUUGUCUUUCUUGGAUGGUUUUGUUGCUGAAGGACUGGAUCAAGGAGCAGCACCAUAUAAACCUCACCAUCAGCGACAAGAAGAAAAACUUUCUCAGGGAAAAGUUCUCAAUUUUGAACCAUAUGGACUGUCCUUUUCUUCAACUAUGUCUUCAUCUGGUUGCACUGGACGGCAGUCUCCAGCUGGCAUCUCUCUUAGUUCUGAUGUAUCCGGGAAUAGUGCAGAAACAGGACAGAAGGAAACAAAUAGCCUGAAGCUGGAAGGUGUGAAAAAAUUAUGGGGAAAAGAAGGCUAUCUUCCUAAAAAGGAAAACAAAGCAGGAAGCAACCCUGAGCUUCAGCCUAUUGCUCAGGACAGUACAUUAGUGGAGAAUGUGGAUCAGAUGAUGAUGAAGAAGGAUCAGUCCCAGGCUCUUCAUCAUUCUGAGGAAGAAGCAGAAAAACAGCGUCUGGCUUCAACAUUAUUUGUUGGGCUGGGAUCAGAAAGUGCAGUUAGUCUGCUGGGGAAAACAGAUACUGUCUCUCACAAGUUCCGAAGGAAAUCAAAAAUGAAUGACAUCAAAAAUAGAGAAGUAACUAGUACACAUAACAUUAAUUGUUCUGAUUUCAGUCCUUUGUCAAAUGCACCUUAUGAAGAUAAUGAUCAUCUGAACAGUUUUCAGGACAAAGAGGACAUAGGGUUAAAGAAAUGUUCUCUUGGUUCAGAAUUUUUGGAAUCAGGUUUAAAAUCUGAGUCAUUGACUGAACUGCAUUUGGUUGAGAAUUUCUCAGCUUGCAGCCUGUCUCCACCUUCUUUGUUUGAAGAUAAUAGCAUGGAGAUUUUUCAUCCUCCUCAUCCUACUCUUUCCUCAUUUGCCAAUGAAAUGUCUUUGACUUCAUCUUUACUGGAAGAGUUAAAUGAACAUACACAUUCAGAUUUAGUGGAACUAUGUAACAGUGAAAUGUUAAAAGUAUCUUCUUGCAAAAUUUGGAAAGAUGACUGCUUAUUGUUGGUCUGGUUGAUUGUCAAUAAAAGCAGCUUGGAACUGAAGAAUAUGAAUUUAGAAAUUACAUCUACAGAAAAUUUCAAGAUUCUUGAGCAUCCUGGCUUCUGUUUUCCUAUAAUAGAAGCAGAAAGCACCAAAAGCAUCCAGCAUCAUGUAGAGAUGGAAAAACUUUUUACAGAGGAGAAUCUUUCUGGUUGUGUUAAGUAUAAGGUGGAAGAGGAUCCAUAUAUUCAGCUAGAAUUUUCAAUAACCUUAUCACUCUUGGAUUUCAUUAGACCAAUGAAGAUUUGUACUGAAGACUUUGGGAAACUUUGGCUUUCUUUUGCAAAUGAUGUGAAGCAAAACAUUAAAAUGUCAGAUUCUCAAGCUAAUUUGCCUUUUGCCUUGAAGAUCCUGCAGCAGAAACUAAGAUUGUACAUCGUUGAUAUUAUAGGAAAUGAAGGAAUAUUGGCCUGUCACCUGCUUCCAUCAGUCCCCUGCUUGUUGCACUUAAGGGCUCACGAAGGAAUGGUAGCUCUGUGGUUCAGAUCCUCUUGUUCUACUCUUCCAGAUUAUUUACUUUAUCAGUGUCAAAAGGUGAUGGAGGAAUCCUGAUUAAAACUCUGCUUGUUUUCUAUUUUAAAGGUUUACAUAGAUAAAAUGAUUUACCAAAGUAAAAUGAACUCACGGUACAUCUAAUGAAAAGGGAAAUAAUUUGGCUUUUAAGUGUUUCCUAAAGGACUUCUUAGAUAAGAAAAUGUUCCAAGAAACUGUAACUUUAUCACUUUGCUCAGGAUUGUAUAGUAUUUGUGUCUCUUCAAAAGUGACCUAGCUGUAUUAACAUUUAAAAAUUAUUAAUGAUUUAACAUGACUUAGAGUAGAGAGAGACUGAAAAUAUUUAUUUUGUAAUAACAAUUUUUUAGUUAGCACAAUUAUGCUAGAACUAGUGGAUUUAUACAUAAGGUUAAGUCUCAGUUAUCUGCUCUAAUGGAGAGAGAAGUAAGUGGAUAAUCUCAAGUGUUAUUAAUAUUUGGUUUUGAAAUGCAUUGUCUUUUCAUAAAGUAUUUAUUUUCCUAAUUAUGUUUUGAUUAGACUAGUAUUAAAAUUAGUUUACAUUUUUUGAGUUCACACCAACUGAGGUUGGCGAUGGGGGCCCAAAAGCAUGUUGGGCAAGAGGAAGCAAUCUUGACCUUUAACUGUGUUAUAUUUAAUCCACGCAUGUAACUGAGAAUUGGUCAUAAACUGUCUCUUUCUCAUCUGGUUACUUUUUUUUAAGCUGAAAAUUAAUCAUUGUUCAGACUAUAUAUUUUUAAUAAUACCCUAUUAAACAUUAUAUAGAAAUAAAAGCUCUAAUUGAGUUUACAAUAAAAACAUACACCUCAUUUAUAAUAAAUAUCUUGGCAUCAUUUGGUACUUAUUUAGCUUUAAAAGUAAAAUGGCAUUCAUGCUUCUUGAUCCUUUUUAAAAACAAUGAAUAGCAACAGCACAGAUAACCUGUAAAAGAAGUGCAAUUAAGAUAUGCCAUUUUCUCAUUCUUGAGAUCUUUUUUUUCCUUCACCUUUACAUAGGUAGCUGGCAGCCUCUUAGAGUCACUAUCAAAACUGCAACUUCUAUCAGUAAGAGGAACUUAUUGCUAAAUUGAGUUGUUUCCAAAAUUUUAAGAUUAUAGAUUCAUGCUAAAAAACAGUAUUUUACAAUCUUUCAAAGUACAAAAAGAAAGUACAAAAGUACUUUAUGAAAAUUUUUCAUUUUUCAAGUGGUUCACUGGAAAGUUUUCAGAUAAUACCAUAUUAAAUCAUAGAUAGCAGUUGAUUAGUUAUUUAAUUUAUGUAGUUACUCACUUUAGUCAAAAGCACCUAAUCACAGCUGAUGAAAAUAUUAAAUGCUUUUCUUAGACCUGACAUCAAACUAGUUGCAUAUAUUCUCUAGAGUAUGUCUUCCCAGCAACAAACAGUAUUUUCUUAUAGCUAAUUUUAAGUUGCGCAUUUCUUUAAGAAAUACUUUAUUAUUAUGACCUAUUCGUUUAAACAUAGAGUAGGAUCCUGCUUACAACAACAGUGUUAAGAAAAAGAAUCAUCUACAUUAUGGAUGUUCCAUACUGUGUUGAGGGAGGACCUCCUCUUCCAUCCUUCCCAUGCCUAGGCAAGGGGAAAGAGGGAUUCUGGGGGUACAAGCCAGCAAUGGUAUGGCAGUCUUCCCUAUGGUUCUGUUCCAUUCUGUUAUUUCUGAUGCUACUGCAACAGUUGUGGUAGAGAAGAAACAUCCCUCUGUCACACUGAAAAAGCAUAUAAUGCCAUAUGGGAACUUAGGCUCCUUCCUUUGCUUGCUAGGGCAAGCUUGUGCUCUUGAGCCCAUCUCUGAGCCAUGAGCUUAUGAGCAGGUAAGUGGCUCAUUUUGAGGGAACCCUGCAAGCCUGUUCUUGCCUUGGUUAUAAGGGAACACAUCCUUCCCUUGUACUAGCAAUAGUUACAGCAGUGGUAAAGCCAAGAGAUUGAUGCUGUGGGCACAAAAACCAGUAAGUAGAGGGAGGUAUACCAGGAAUAGGUGAAGGCUUAUCACACCAUUGUUUUUUCUGCUGUUUGGAGUUCUUCCAUAGGAGACAUACUUUCCCUCUUUUAACAGCUUAAUCUAAUCAAUACAGCACUGCUUUAAGACGACAUUUUUUAUAUGUGUGAUUUCAAAACCAAAUGUUACAAAUACAGCUUAUGAACAAAACUCAUUAGAUUUUAAAGUAUUCAAUAACAGUACAUAUAAUGCUUAUUUUUAUUGAAUAUUUAAAUUCUAAAUCAGGGAUCAUCCUCUUUACAUUUUAUUCAUUUUGAUUGUAAUAGGAUGAAACUGAUUUCAGAUGGGACUUGCAGAACCAGUCUCAUUGCUGCGUAGUCAACUUUCUAUACUAGAUUUAGGGACAACAUUAAACAUGUUGGGCUGCCUAGAGGGCAGGAGAGCUUAGCAUUAUGAAUACUUUUCACACUGGACCUCAUUGGAAUGUAAGUGGCAGCAAAGAUGAGACUGGAGUGACUAAAAGGAAAGGCAAUUGAAAUCUAAGGGCAGUGAUUAUAGAUAGAAGUUAGAUGUGGAGGGACAUAUAUAGAAAGAGAAGUUUUGAUGUCCUAGCAGACGCAUCUAAUAAGAGUGAACCUUACAGGAAGAGAAGGGAAGGAAAGGAAGAAAUCAGAACUGUGGAUUGGAGUUUAUAGGUAUUGGUCAAAUAGUGAUUGAGAUUUUAAGUAGCAUGCCAGCCUGUGGUUAGCAUAUCAAAUGUUGCAAAGCUCUGUCUCAAAUACUUAAUGUUGUCUAAGAAAAUUUCUGUGUGGUGGAAAGACAGUGUUUUAUUCCUCUCACUCUCCUUUUAUUUAAUAUUAAGUUGAAAUUGUCAAACUAUCUUUUUUCAUGGAUAAAAGCCAUUUUUGUCUUGUCUACAGCCAGUGAGUUUUUGGAAACGCAUUGAACUUACUCAUUUGUCUAUAUGUUUUUAAUUGUGUUAAACUUUUGGAAAAGGAAAUGAAAUGUAUCUUAAUAGGCAGUGAUUUUCACAUUUUGGAGUUGGGUUCUAUAAUUUGGAAAAGUUCAAUUAAAUGUACAACUGUCAUAAAA
Molecule: messenger RNA, 6448 nt
Organism: Antechinus flavipes (yellow-footed antechinus)
Lineage: Eukaryota; Metazoa; Chordata; Mammalia; Dasyuromorphia; Dasyuridae
Gene: AP4E1
Product: adaptor related protein complex 4 subunit epsilon 1
Exons: 21
Coding region: 26-3466 (1146 amino acids)
Biological process (GO): receptor-mediated endocytosis; intracellular protein transport
Cellular component (GO): AP-4 adaptor complex; membrane coat
Molecular function (GO): cargo adaptor activity
Source: RefSeq, a predicted model, not a curated record